This is a messenger RNA of Paramuricea clavata, 669 nucleotides long. Lineage: Eukaryota; Metazoa; Cnidaria; Anthozoa; Malacalcyonacea; Plexauridae. The record is from the annotation of a GenBank genome assembly.
AUGGUUAAAACAACUCUUGAUCGCUGUUUAACUUGCCAAGCCCUUGGCCAACCCGGCCCACCAGCACCAAUCACCCCCACCACCAUGCCUGAUGAACCUUGGCAAACUGUUCUUGUCGACUUCUAUGGUCCUCUACCCACUGGAGAAUACCUUCUUGUCGUUGUAGAUAGAUAUUCUCGGUUUCCAAAGGUCGAAAUUGUCCACUGCACGAGAGCCUCUACUGUGAUACCAAAACUCGACAAGAUCUUUGCAGUUCAUGGCAUUCCUACCCUUCUCAAAAGCGACAAUGGUCCCCCUUUCAAUGGCGAAGAAUACCAACGCUAUCUCACUGCCCUUGGAAUAAAGGCAAUCUUCUCUACUCCCAAAUCGCCCCAAGGCAACGCUGAGGUAGAACGCUUCAUGCAACCCUUGGGCAAAUCCCUGAAAGCUGCCAAACUUGACGGUCGUCCAAGAAAACAAGAGCUAAGUCGUUUCCUGUUGCACUAUCGCACCACACCGCAUUGUACCACUGGUGUUCCACCCUCUGAACUGUUAUUUAAUCGCCAAGUUCAAGGAAAACUUCCUAUUUUACAAAAACGCAAUCUCGUUAACCGUCACGACGAGGCUCGGGAAAAGGAAGGUGUUCUCAAAACAGAACAGACACGCUGGAUUUAUAAACAAUUUAUUUAA